Messenger RNA from Parascedosporium putredinis, 852 nucleotides. The record is from the annotation of a GenBank genome assembly. Lineage: Eukaryota; Fungi; Ascomycota; Sordariomycetes; Microascales; Microascaceae.
AUGCUGUCUACUCUCGCACGAGCGCCCCUUCGCCGGGCUGCCGCCGUCUCCCUUCCUCUCCGCCCGCUGACCGCCCGCGUCGAGGCGCGCGCGCCGAUUGCCGUCUCCGCCGCCACCGGGCCCGCUCUCCGCACGCAGCCCUUCAGCUCCACCAGCUGGGCUGGCGAGGCUGCCAAGAGCAAGGCUACCAAGAAGAAGACUGUCAAGAAGACGACCAAGAAGGCGGCGGCAGCGAAGCCCAAGCCCAAGCCGAAGAAGAAGAAGGAGCUGACGCCCGAGGAGAAGGCUAAGAAGGAGGUUAAGGAACUUAGGGCUAAGGCGCUCCUCACUGAGCCCAAGAAGCUGCCCGACUCCAAGUGGCUCGUCUACAUAACGCAAGAGCUCAAGGGCACCUUUGUCGGAGGGGACCUUCCCGGGAAGACGGCGGCAGUAAGCCAGGCUUUCAAGGCGCUCUCCACGUUUGAACUCGAGCGCCUUCAGGAGAAGGCCGAUGCCAACCGAUUGGCAAAUGUGGAUGCCUACAAGGCCUGGGUUGAGAGCCACACGGCCCAGCAGAUCCACGAGGCCAACCUUGCCCGCGCGCGCCUCAACCGCAAGCACGACAAGUCGCACCGCAAGAUUUCGGACGACCGCCAGCCCAAGAGACCCUCGACGGCCUACUCGCUCUACGUCAAGGCUCGAUGGGCGAGUGGGGAGGUGAGCGCCGUGUCUGCAGCGGAGGCAUCUAAGGGUCUGGCGGCCGAGUGGAAGGGGCUUUCGGAGUCUGAGAAGCAGGUCUACCACGACCAGGCGGCGACUGAGGCGGCUCGGUAUGCGAGGGAGAAGGCGUCCUUUGAUGCGCAAUCGGCCUAG